AUGGAAGAGCUCCCAGAUGAGCUCUUGGAAAAGAUAUUGUUGAAGAUAAAUCCGUUUGAUCGACUCGAAACCGCCUUGCUUUGUCGCCGACUUUCCGAAUAUACGGCCUCACUCGUAGAUUUCCGCUUGGUGGUCCGAGGAGAAGAAUUGAGCGAGUGCAUCCCAAUUCUGAUCACAAGCAGACGGAGAUAUCGGCACAUCCGGAUCGUCAAUGCGGAUCUCUUCAAAGUACGUUCCGCUUUCUGGGAAAAGGUCGGCCGAGACCUACAGCUUCUGAAGAUCACGAACUGUAGUUUCACAGUCAGUCUGCUGUGCACUAUUCUCGAGCACUGCACUGAGUUGGAGACGCUCGAAAUUCGUUCACGAGAUUCCUUCAACCUGACGCUCCCAGAGGAUACUCUCAAGGCCCAAGGGCGCACCAGCUGGCCUUCGUUCAAUAUUCGGCAUCUCACUCUGUCCGAAUGUUGGUCGAGGGACAAGCACAAGACAUUGGUGGAAUUGAUGCCGAGCUUGAAGACGUUGUCUCUUCACCGCGUCGAUGACCCGGAUUUGCUAAGGACGAUCUCAACAUCGAUGCAAUCCCUCACGAGCAUCGAGCUGAAGUGCGACCUAUUCGUCGCUUCAGUCCAUGAAAUAGUGCGCACCUUCUGUAGAACUCUUCGGGAGCUGCGCUUACAUAUGUGCCUGGCGCUCAACACUGAGGCAUACGACGAGAUCAUGGCCUGCAGGAACUUGACGCACUUGUAUCUCGAUCUCGCUCUCAAUUUCAAAGAUUACCAUCUGCUGGGACUUAUAUCCCGAAAUCCCAAUUUGGAGUAUUUGGGCAUAGCCUUCACGAAGCUGACCAGUCAGUCUUUGACGCAACUGGAUCGACUCCCGAAACUGCGAACGCUUCAAGUGCAUCUCUUCUCGCGGCGAGAAUUCGCCCCCGAAUCGCUGGUGGCAUUCGGGAGACUCACGAACCUGCGGUCCUUAGCCCUGCGGCCUGUGGAGUACAACAUCGAAAUCCUUCGGGACUUCUCGGGCCUCACGGACCUCCGGGAGUUCAUCUUGACAUCCAGAAUCAAACCUAAUUCUGAGUGCUUCUCCUGGAUUAUAGAAAAUCUGAGGAAACUGGAGAGCCUCGAGCUCGACUGCCAGGCGCUGACGGAUGCGGAUGGUGUCAAAAUACGCCACCUGAAGAGCCUGAGAGUUCUGAGUGUCCAAGGUGCGUUGGGCUUCACGGACGAGACCUUCGAAGGCGGCCUCGGAUCGACGUUUCUGGAGUCGAUCGACAUUGGCGACUGCAGUUUGACAGAUACUGCACUCGCUAGCAUAGGGCUCCAUCAUGAUCGUCUGAAGAAGUUCAGCCUCGACCGCUGCAACAGCACAACGGAUUCAGGUCUAGAAGUCUUUCUCCGCACUCAGCCCUUUCUUCAAGAACUCCGGAUCUACUCGUGUGCUUCGAUAACGAAGAGCUCUCUCAAAGCUGUCGCGAGACUGUGUCCGCGGCUCAACAAGCUCAUGAUAAACGAUAGAUGGAUGGGCGGGAAUUCUAUCUCACGAUAUUCGCGGAAAAGACCCGGUGUCAAGGUCACCGGUUUGGUAACAGGACGAUGA
Messenger RNA from Galendromus occidentalis (western predatory mite), 1599 nucleotides. RefSeq names its product F-box/LRR-repeat protein 7-like. The record is from RefSeq and is a predicted model, not a curated record. Gene Ontology annotation, molecular function: protein binding. Gene Ontology annotation, biological process: SCF-dependent proteasomal ubiquitin-dependent protein catabolic process. Gene Ontology annotation, cellular component: SCF ubiquitin ligase complex. The coding region runs from base 1 to 1599 and encodes 532 amino acids. The transcript is spliced from 4 exons. NCBI's taxonomy places the organism in Eukaryota, Metazoa, Arthropoda, Arachnida, Mesostigmata, Phytoseiidae.